This is a messenger RNA of Gregarina niphandrodes, 2979 nucleotides long. Its product is annotated as NMDA receptor-regulated protein 1. NCBI's taxonomy places the organism in Eukaryota, Apicomplexa, Conoidasida, Eugregarinorida, Gregarinidae. Gene Ontology annotation, cellular component: cytoplasm. The coding region runs from base 1 to 2979 and encodes 992 amino acids. Gene Ontology annotation, molecular function: protein-N-terminal amino-acid acetyltransferase activity; protein binding. Gene Ontology annotation, biological process: N-terminal peptidyl-methionine acetylation. The transcript is spliced from 2 exons. The record is from RefSeq and is a predicted model, not a curated record.
AUGGCGGAUCUUCCCGCUGCCGGCAAGAGCAAGUUCGACUUGAUCCAAAAGUGUUAUGAGGAGCGGGAUUAUCAGAGGAGCGUGACGCUGUUGGAUGAGUUGCUCGCGGAGUACCCGGCCUGUGUGGAAGGGCUUGCGAUGAAAGGGUUGGUAUGCCGCAACUUGCCUUCGCGACACCAUGAAGCGCUACCGGCGCUGAAACUGGCCAUUCGCCAUAAUGUCAAGUCGGGUGUUGCCUGGCACGCACUUGGUGGAUACCACCGCAUGGAAGGCAACUACGAACUCGCCCUCAAGUCCUACACACAGGCCGCGCUGCUCAGCCAGAAACCCGCGUACAUCCUCAAGGACGUCGCCCGCGCCCAACUCUAUCUCCGUAAACCGUUCCAAUUUCUUAAGACAUGCCAAGAAGUCUUCAUCAACAAUCGCAACAACAAAUUAGAUUGGAUGAUAGUACCUGUGGCGGCGGAUUUAUGUGAUCGUCCGAAGGAGGCUGCUCAGAUGUUAGGGUCGUGGUUCCGUUUGCCGCAGGAGGUGCAGGACAGUGCGACGCCCUUAUGGACGGCGGAGGUUAAGAUUUAUUUGGCAGAAUUGCACGAGAGAGCAGGCGAACUGGAGCUGGCGGAGCGGCUGCUGGACGCCGCACUGGAGCUGGAGUUGGACUUCAAAGACCGGCCGCAGGCCAAUGUGGUAUUGGGCCGAGUAGCGUUGAGACUCGGUCACUACGAAAUGGCGCGGAAAGCUUAUACUCAAUUAAUCAAGUACCUGCCAGCCAACAUUGACUACAUGCUCGGUUACACUCUCGCCCAUCAGGAGUACCACAAACUGCUCCCCCUCCCCGCUUACAACCAGGCAAGCGAUAAAGGGGACACGGCGACUGAAAAGGGGGCGAGCCAGCCGUGGUCGGAAGCCAUUCCCGUGAGACUAUAUCCGGAUAUACUUACCACGUGCGGAGUGCGCUCGUCGCUCUAUGUGACGGAACCCAUGGCGCAGUACCCGGGGUUUGAGGUCAAGGAGCUCUCCGACCGUGGGAUCUGGAGGAUCGCCUACAACCGCGGGGACCUGUGGAGACAGUUCUGGGUCGGUAAUGUAGGCCAUGGUUUGGCGGAGGAAUCUGUCGAAAACAAGUUCUCUGCUGAGUUCCUGGAACUUGCCUUAGCGCAUGGCAAUUCUGACGCCCUGAGGCUCUUCCCCAUAGCCUUUUUAUCUGCCGAGAAUCCUUUUGUCAAGGAGCAAGUGAACUAUGUGUUCGGCCGCUGGAUCGCGAAGGGCAGCGUGGCGUUGAUCGCGGAGUAUCAGAUUCUCUGCAACACUAAAGUUGCGGCGAGGCGGGCGUUGGUGCAAGCGUCGCUUGAGGAAGUCUGGGAGGAAUUUAGGGUCAAGUGCGAGGCCGACAAACAGCCGUCAGGCGUGGGCAAGGCGAUAUAUCUCUGUUCGAAGGCCAUGGUCAUUGCGCGUUUAGACCGCGACUGGGAACAGGGAUUUGCGCUGCUCGAAGAGGCGCUGGAGAUUUUGCCCACCCUGAUCGACUUGCACGAGGCCAAAGCCCAAUUGCUCCACGACCGGGGCCAGGACGAGGCCAGCGCGCAACUUUUUUGCGUAUGCGCCGACAUGGACAAGGCUGACAAACACGUGUGCUCGGCCGCGGUCGCCGCGCUUUGCCGCAUAAACGAUAUUCCGACGGCGGUCCGGUACCAUUCGGCAUUCAACGCGACCGCGGCUGGCAAGUCCACGACCUCCUUUGACACCCAGGACCAAGAGUUCGAGAUUGCGCUUUCACGUGCGCUCUGUGGCAUCGGGCUCUACGACGAGGCCGCCAAGCGGCUGAUCUGGCUCCUUAAAAGGUUGCAACAACACCAAGAGGAUGUCCAAGACUUCCACUACUACAGCCUCCGAAUGGGCAAUAUGGGCGCGUUCCCCGAUUACGCGCGCUACCUCACCCGCAUUUUCGGCCUGAAAGCGGCUCAAGGCGCUCUCAACCUCCUGUGCUGGAUCUGUUUCAGCGAACUAGAUGGAGAGCUCCGACCAACCAACGCUCUUGCGCCCGCUGCGAAAAUGAAAGACCAUGUGGACGACGACCAUGUGGACGACGACCAUGUGGACGACGACCAUGUGGACGACGACGGGUACAAGAGGGGGCAGGACGGGGCCAAGCAAGUGGACAUCGAAGCGCCGGUAGAGACGACGGCGGAUAACGAAAUCCCGCAGGUGGGCCGGUUGUUCCAUGCCUUCACCUAUGGUCGUGGUGGGCCGAAGGAAGUCGCCGGUUGCGUUGAGAACGCUAGACACGUUUUGGGCCUCAUAAAGGACGUCCCUUGUCUCAUAGCUAAGCCAAUAAACAUCUACGACAUCGGUCGUACUGCAUUGGCGAAGGACGUUCUUGAGCCGUUAUUGGCCUGUUUCCGUCACGACGUGCAGUACCAAAGCUUUGGGGUACUGAAACACACCUACAACCUGUACAGUCGGGACGAGUUCAGAAAUGACUGGUUAGUGGCCUGCGCCGUAAAGCAAACAAUGACGCUGGCACUGGACGACGCGUACCACCCCAAAGCCUUCCCGGUCAUGGCGCACUACUACUGCAGUAAUCGCGAGAGCCCCCACGAUCUCGUGAGAGAAGUGCUCAGCUCCUAUACUCUUGGUCAACUUGGCGUAGACCAACGGGGUGCGGAUGAACGAUACGUGGAAGACUGGCUAACUGUCGGGAUUAACAAACUCUCAUCCUCCUGGGAUAUCAAAGACAGGUACGGACUGGUUCAGGGCCUGGUCGCGUGUCUAUUGUCCGAGAAGAGAGGUCAGGGCAAGUGCGCGGUUAAGACUGAAUUACUGGACCAGGUUCUAAAUAAAAUUCUCAAUGAUAAGACACAGAUCCAAAAGCACUCGGGGCUGCUAGCCUAUGGUGAGACAAUCAGAAAAAUCGCUCUAGUGGUUGAACCUUGCAAAGGUCCUACCUAUCAACUUUUGCACGAUUUUUUCAGUGAAUAA